UUUGAUAUUUGUAACUAAAACAGAAAUUUUACAGAUUUUAGAUUACUAGUUAGAUAAGAGGGACUUCAAACAGAAUGACUGGGGGAGCCGGUGACAAAACCGUCGAAUACUUAACCACCGAUCACCUAAUGGCGGUGAUCGCCGACGAGGACACUUGCGUUGGCUUUUUGCUUGGCGGAAUCGGCGAAAUUAACAGUGCCAACGAGCAAAAUUUCUUCGCCGUGACCGACUCAACUCCCGAUUCGGAAAUAGAGAGACAGUUCAAGACGUUCAUGAACCGAAAAGACAUCGACAUCAUUUUAAUAUCAUACGAAAACGCAAACAAGAUAAGGAACACCAUCGAAUCGUAUCAGAAUGUAUCGAUACCGGCUGUGAUUGAAAUACCUUCGAAAACCGACCCGUACGAUCCGAAAGAUGAUUUGACGUUGAAGACCGCUUCGCAGUGGCUGAUGUGACUGUGAGAUGGUUAACCCCUUGCUUGUCUUUACUGGUGUGUUGGAAUUGAAUAAUAAUCGAAAAUUUAUAAUUGAUCUAUUAUUUGUCGUGUGUAAAUAAAAUUUCGUAAGUAGACUUGUCA
Molecule: messenger RNA, 577 nt
Organism: Aethina tumida (small hive beetle)
Lineage: Eukaryota; Metazoa; Arthropoda; Insecta; Coleoptera; Nitidulidae
Product: V-type proton ATPase subunit F-like
Exons: 1
Coding region: 75-455 (126 amino acids)
Biological process (GO): proton transmembrane transport
Cellular component (GO): proton-transporting V-type ATPase, V1 domain; membrane
Molecular function (GO): proton-transporting ATPase activity, rotational mechanism
Source: RefSeq, a predicted model, not a curated record